Messenger RNA from Microplitis demolitor, 950 nucleotides. Its product is annotated as coiled-coil domain-containing protein 43. The coding region runs from base 260 to 868 and encodes 202 amino acids. The transcript has a single exon. NCBI's taxonomy places the organism in Eukaryota, Metazoa, Arthropoda, Insecta, Hymenoptera, Braconidae. The record is from RefSeq and is a predicted model, not a curated record.
CGUUUCUUAACCUCAGCGGUCGGGUAAAUUUCAAUCAAUAAAAUAUUAAGUGUUUAAUUUAUUCGGAACUAUUUCGAAUUUAAAAAUUUAUUGGCGAGUCAUAAUUGAAUUAAUUACAAAGUAUUUAAAGAUCUUAGAAAUUGUUCUAAAAAAGUGUUAGGUAUUUUUUGAAUAAAUUAUAAUAAUCUGAUGAUAGACCACAUGUGCGCUUGGCAGUGAAUAAAAUUGUCGUAAUAAAAUUUAAUAGACUAAUUAUAUAAUGGCUGGGAUUGAUAAUUUCGAUAGCUGGUUAUCUAAAAAACUUGAGUCAUUAAACACAGACGUUGGGGUAUUUGGAGGUUACAUUAAAGGCAUUUUAGAAAGUGAUGAAAGCGACUGUGAAAAAAGUGAAGCACUUGAGGGAAUAAUAUCUGGAAUAAUUGAAACAGAUAUCGAUACUCAUGUUUCUGAGAUAAUUGACGAAUGGAAAAAGUUCGAUUCCAAAGAGACUUUCGAUAUCCCGCCUGCUGAAGAUGUAGAUGUUCGCUUGGCACGAAUGCUGGAGACGCAGAACAUAGCAACGGUUUCGAAAAAAAGUUACACUGAGGAAGAAAGGAAAAUACGUGAUGCAAUUUUGGCGCAAUACAGUCAAGUUUCGAAUGAAAAGAGCGACGAGGAUGAGGAUGAAGAAAAUGACAGUGAUGAGGAAUUGGAAAAAAACCUUAACGCUGCUACCAUUGCUCAGCAGGAGAAAGAAAAACGAGAGAAAGCAAAGGUAGAUUCACAGAAGAAGAAGGAAAAGGACAAAGAAGACCGGGAAAAACAACUUAAACUAAAAGAAGAGAAAAAAGAAAAACGUAAAACUCAGAAAGUUGAGCGUCGUAAAUAAAUGUUUACUCUGGGAACUGCAUUACGGUUUUAUUACAAUGUCUGUAGUCUUUUUUUAAAUAAACAUUUUUUAAAAUAUUUAA